Molecule: messenger RNA, 859 nt
Organism: Polypterus senegalus (gray bichir)
Lineage: Eukaryota; Metazoa; Chordata; Cladistia; Polypteriformes; Polypteridae
Product: tripartite motif-containing protein 16-like
Exons: 6
Coding region: 31-747 (238 amino acids)
Molecular function (GO): zinc ion binding
Source: RefSeq, a predicted model, not a curated record
CUCUGUGAGAAACAUCAGAAAAGUCUGGAGAUGUUUUGUAGAACUGAUGAUUCCUGUAUCUGCAUGAUGUGUGUGGUGACUGGACAUAAUGGACAUAAAAUGGUCGAGCUGGAGACGGAAAGAGAAGAAAAGCAGAAAAAGCUGGAGGCGACACUGAGUGACAUCAAGAGGAAACUCGAGGAGAGAGAGAAGACACUGAAGGAGACGAGGAGGGCGAUUGAUGAGAUGAAGAUGUCUGUGGUAAAAGAGGUGGAAGAAAAUGUGAAGAGCUUCACUGCUCUGAUACGGUGCAUUGAGGAAGCCCACAGGAAACUCACUGAGAGGAUCAGAGAUCAAGAAAAGAGAGAAAUGGAGAAGGCUGAAGGAGUCGUGAAGCAAUUGGAGAAGAAGAUUGAAGAUCUGAAGAGGAGAGAAGCUGAGGUGAAGGAGCUUUCAGAGACCAAGGACCAUCUCCACUUCCUACAGACGUUCUCCUCUCGCUAUGUCCUUCCUACUGAGGGAGACACGCUGAGCUUCACUGUCACCGCUGAGUUCUCAUCUGAGGACCUGAGAAAGGAGCUGUCAGGUCUGACAAAGAGUGUGGAGAAGAUCAGCCAGUGGGUCUUCAUGACAAGGACUCCAUCAGCUCAUGAAGCUCCAGUUUUCGCCCUCCAGCCUCCUGAACCUCAGAGCAGAGACGACUUUUUAAAAUACUUCUGUCCCCUCACACUGGACAUCAACACGGCACACAGACCUCCGUCUGUCUGAAGGGUACAAGAAGGUGACAUGUGAGGGGAUAGAGACUGAAUAUCCUGAUCAUCCUGACAGAUUUGACUCCUGUUACCAAGUUCUGUGCAGAGAGGCUCUGACUGGGACUCGC